Messenger RNA from Caenorhabditis remanei, 930 nucleotides. RefSeq lists its product as uncharacterized. The transcript has 4 exons. NCBI's taxonomy places the organism in Eukaryota, Metazoa, Nematoda, Chromadorea, Rhabditida, Rhabditidae. Gene Ontology annotation, cellular component: mitochondrion. The coding region runs from base 1 to 930 and encodes 309 amino acids. The record is from RefSeq and is a predicted model, not a curated record. Gene Ontology annotation, molecular function: NAD+ binding; (3S)-3-hydroxyacyl-CoA dehydrogenase (NAD+) activity. Gene Ontology annotation, biological process: fatty acid beta-oxidation.
AUGCUCAGCUCAACUUGCACUGCCGCCGUUCGUGGACUCUCCACCACUGCUCAACUCUCAAAAAUCAAUAAUGUCACCGUCAUCGGCGCUGGACUUAUGGGAUCUGGAAUCGCUCAAGUGUCUGCCAAUGCCAAACUCAACGUGACCGUUGUCGACAGCAAUCAGUCAGCCCUUGACAAGGCUCAAAAAGGAAUCACGAGCAGUCUGCAGCGUGUCGCCAAAAAGAAGCAUGCUGAUGAUGCUGCCGCUCAAACCGCUCUUGUCAGCUCUGUUCUCGAUCGUAUCAAGAUGUCGACCAAUGUCUCCGACUCCGUUAAGGAUGCCGAUUUGGUUAUUGAGGCUAUCGUCGAAAAUAUUGAUAUCAAGAGAAAACUUUUCGCCGAGGUUGAGGCCGCCGCUAAGCCAACUACUCUCAUCACCACCAACACCUCGUCGCUUCGUCUUGCCGACAUCGGACUUAACUUGAAGGAUAAGACUCGCUUUGGAGGUCUCCAUUUCUUCAAUCCAGUACCAAUGAUGAAACUUCUCGAAGUCGUCCGUCACAAUGACACCUCCGACGCCACAUUCGAGCAACUUAUUGAGUACGGAAAGACUGUCGGAAAGACAACUGUAGCUUGCAAGGACACUCCCGGAUUCAUUGUCAACCGUCUUCUGGUCCCAUACAUGUUCGAAGCUCUUCGUCUCUACGAGCGCGGAGAUGCCUCUAUGCCAGAUAUCGAUGUGGCCAUGAAACUCGGAGCUGGGUAUCCAAUGGGACCAUUCGAGCUCAGCGACUACGUCGGACUCGACACUUGCAAGUUCAUCAUGGACGGAUGGCACAAGCAGUAUCCAGAUGAGGUCGCUUUCAAGCCAAGUCCACUUCUCGACUCGCUUGUUGAUGCUGGAAAGACCGGACGCAAAUCCGGCGAGGGAUUCUACAAGUACAAGUAG